AUGAAGGACAAAAGUCGGAACACGGAGGUGGAUUGCAGCAGGCGGCUGGAUGAGGAAAUUGCCGAAAUUGAACCGAAUUGCCUAGCCUCCUGGGACAGUCUCCUAUGCUGGCCAAGGACGAGGGUGGGGAGUCUGGCGGUACAGCCCUGCUUCGAGGAGCUCCAUGGCAUCGAAUACGACAGCAGCCAGAACGCGAGCAGGUGGUGCAGGGCCAACGGCACCUGGGACAGCUACUCGAACUACUCCCAGUGCAAAGAGCUAAGGCUGACUCCACCAGAUGCCGAGAACGGCGUCGAGAUAACGACUCAGCUCUACUUCGUCGGCUACGGGCUCUCGCUAUCCACUCUUAUCAUCGCCGUCGUCAUCUAUUUGUACUACAGGGAACUCAGAUGCCUUCGUAAUGUCAUACAUACGAAUUUAAUGUUUACGUACAUCUUGGCUGACUUCUUAUGGAUUUUAACGACCGUGUCACAAGUUUCUCUUCAAAGGAAUAUACCGAUGUGCAUCAUAUUUUAUUCGUUAUAUCAUUAUUUUCAGUUAACAAACUUUUUUUGGAUGUUCGUUGAAGGAUUGUACCUGUAUUUGUUAGUUGUAAAAACAUUUUCGGGUGAGAAUAUCAAGCUCAAGAUGUGCCUUUUUAUCGGUUGGGGUAUACCAUUUGUCGUCGUAACAGUUUGGGGAAUAGCUAAGUCUCUUGGAAAGAAAUUCAUAACAACAGAAAUUCAGGAAUCAGCUUUAUCUCGCCACUGUCCGUGGAUGAUUCCACAUCCGUUCGAUUGGCUCUAUCAAGUUCCAGCAAUUUUUGUUCUUUGCAUAAACGUUCUCUUCCUUUUUAUGAUAAUGUGGGUCCUGAUAACUAAGCUUCGAUCAGCAACGAAUGUGGAAACCCAGCAAUAUCGGAAAGCUGCUAAGGCUCUACUUGUUCUCAUACCACUUUUAGGAGUCACGUAUAUCCUAGUGCUGGCAGGACCUACCGAAGGACAAGCUGCCAAUAUGUUUACCUAUAUGAGAGCUAUUCUACUUUCGUCACAGGGCCUCUCGGUCGCGCUGUUCUACUGCUUCCUCAACAGCGAGGUACGGAACGCGCUGCGCCACCACUACGAGCGCUGGACGACGGAGCGGAGCCUCGGAACGGGUCAGCGCUACUACGCGCACUGGGCCCCUCGAUCGCGUACCGAGAGCAUCAGACUGUACAGUCGACCAACAACCAACGUCUCAGCAAACAGCCACGUUAAAGAAACCACGGUGAGCGAGGCCAAUGCGACGACCGUAGUCGACGCACACCCGCGGCCUGCUGUCAGGACCUUCCUCGGCAGAUUUAAGAAGAACCACGUGUAAACGGUACCUGGCUGCCUGCCAAUCAACGAUAAUCCUCGACUUAACGCCACCAAACGGCCGAGUAAUGGCAAGCUCGGAGAGACUCGGGAGCCCACUAUGGCUAGUUUUCUUUAAUCGCUUGUUGCUGGCGCUAGGGAUCUCCUGUUGAAUGAUCUGUCUUGCUUGAAUUUGAGAAUGUACCGUAUCCCGAGCGAUUAAGGACGACAGCCGAGUGGUAUU
Molecule: messenger RNA, 1557 nt
Organism: Ceratosolen solmsi marchali
Lineage: Eukaryota; Metazoa; Arthropoda; Insecta; Hymenoptera; Agaonidae
Gene: Dh44-R1
Product: Diuretic hormone 44 receptor 1
Exons: 10
Coding region: 1-1338 (445 amino acids)
Biological process (GO): adenylate cyclase-modulating G protein-coupled receptor signaling pathway; cell surface receptor signaling pathway
Cellular component (GO): plasma membrane
Molecular function (GO): diuretic hormone receptor activity; peptide hormone binding; G protein-coupled peptide receptor activity
Source: RefSeq, a predicted model, not a curated record